Molecule: messenger RNA, 2883 nt
Organism: Hydatigera taeniaeformis
Lineage: Eukaryota; Metazoa; Platyhelminthes; Cestoda; Cyclophyllidea; Taeniidae
Source: the annotation of a GenBank genome assembly
GGUGUUUUGCUCUUAAUGCUUGGUGUUAGUUUAUCGUCUCCAAAGUGUUCUGCGCAAUCGUCUGGGAGGAGUAGUAAGAAUUUGGAGCCAAUGAGUAUGGGUUCUCCUUCAGCGUCCCCUCUUAAUUCAUCGAGUCCGAAGUAUUUGCCUGGAUUCCUAAUGGGAGAAUUUCAGGCUUCACCAUCAAAUGGAUACCAAGUUUCACCCAUAUUCAAGCCUCACCCUCCUCAGCAUACAAGAAUAGUGCAGCCUCGUUUAUCUGGGUUAAAGCCACCACCUUCAGUUGAACGAAGCGUUCGGCGACAUGCCUCUCCACCAACUCAAAGUUUGUGGUCCAGUGCAAGUCAAAAAAGAGUGUCUGACUUGGGAAUCAAUCAAUCUGCCGUGGAGUCCAUCCCAAAAGAUUCCACAAUUACCCCUAAUCAGCCUGUGGUGACUCACUCCAAGGUGGAUGGAUCAGGAUUUUCGCCUCUGUUUCAUUCUCUAACACAAAUAUCGUCUUCGGACAGGUCACUUAAGGAGGGUUACCUUGCCACACCUGACGAUGAAACUGCAACUUGGAUAACUGUUUUCGGAUAUGAUCCAGCCCAAGCAAACUUUAUAUUGCAGCACUUUGCUCAUCUGGGGACUAUUGAAAAAUACAUUAUUGCAAAUGGCGGAAAUUGGAUGAACAUUAAGUAUGCAAAUAAGAUUCAAGCAAGGUGCGCACUCAACAAAAAUGGUCGAGUGCUCGCUGGUAAAUUCAUGAUAGGUGUGCGAAGAUGUAACGAUCUGAAUGCCUUAAACAGUUCUGAGGCUGUCAUUCCUGGCGCUUCAGACUUUUUGUCUGAUGUCGAACCCACUGACGUUGUGGAAAAUAGCGUCUCAGAGUCUCACGUUCAAGGACUUUUGAAUUCGCCCGCGGCCAGGCUUGAAUCUCCGCUGCGUCGGGAUGGAUCGCGGAUUGUGGCCACCACGGAAGUUUCGGGGUCAUUUAAACGAAGCUUAGCAAGUGGACAUACUUGUCUGGGUCCUGUGCGCUCCGCUGCCGCCCUCUCUCGACACAGCUCCAUGCGGCCGCUAGCGGCACCCUACCAACCACCCCCCAGGGUGCAUGUAACCAGGGCCAAUCAGAACCAAUCCUUCCGGUUCUCCGAUUAUCUCAUAAUGACAGAACCCGAAACAGUUACUACCGGUCAUUACUUGGUAAAGUCGGAAUUGACGAUUGUGAGCAUGAUCCUCGAGGAGCCAAAGCUGGAAGAUGAUAUUCCUGUCGAGCGAUGCAUUCGCGUGCGGGCGGUCGAAUGUGUGGUCGAACUUAUGUUCGCCGACGCAGACGAUAAGUUAAGCUGGUACAAGAGUUUAGAGGAUACAAUAAAACAGGAGCGUCACAGAAACGACCUGAUGCUCAACGCCGUCUCGAGGCGACAAUCUAAUGUGACACCUAGCAAGGAAGGAGAGACACCGAGAGCCGCGGAAUGGGUAAAGGAUGAGCAGGCAACCAUGUGUGCCCUCUGCUAUCGCCAUUUCACUCAUAUCCGACGCAAGCAUCACUGUCGAGCUUGUGGAAAGGUGGACGACUUACCCUACAUUGCACCGCGAAAGAGGAGGGGUCCAGCGGGGCUUGAUUUCGGUGAUGGAACAUGCAGCGAUAGUUCAUAUAUAUUUUGCGGGGCGUGCUCCAACUACAGAGCCAAGGUUGAUCAUCAAGGGCCUGUGGAGGUUCGAGUCUGUGAAGUGGAUUUUUACCGUCUGAAUCCCAACCUUAAACCAAAAAACGCUGCGGCUUUAGAGCGCAUUGCACAAUUCUCCGAAUCGGGUCAGCGAUACGCACCGUACCACUGCGGAUUCCUGAUGUUUACAAAGAAGAUUCGCGACAGCUGGCCACAUAAGAAGACGCACGUGCGCAUGGAGUACUCUGCCGGUCUGGUGUCCCGGGAGACCAGUCCUUCCCGACCUCCCCCUUUAACUCCCUCUACCUCCUGUUCUUUAUCUGGCAACAGUUCUCCAUCUCUCUUCCUCUCAAUUCCCUCGCGCGAAAUGAGUCUCGACUUUGCUAAUCUUGGUGAUGCCUCCUCCUCUGUCGCCAAUGUAGCCACAAAUUCUUCCUUAUCCUCCUCAUCCCCCCCUCUCCCCUCCUCCGCCAUUGUUCCAUUGCCAGCUGCCCGUCUUAUCGUUCGACCGCAGACCUCGAGGGUUUUCUGUGUCCUCCAGUCGGACACACUGAUGUCUGUGUAUGCUGCGAAGGAAGACGCACGGAGCUGCGACGGUAUAAUCCUUCUUGGGACGCGUCUUGUAUAUCUCGUGAGAGUGAGUGGGGAGGGAGCGACGAAUCAUGGCAACACCUCCACCACUUCCACACCCUCGCCACCGUCAGGUCGUCAACGCUUUGGAAGUCAGAUUUCUUCAGAAACGAGUAACCGCAACAGUGUUGAUUCUAAAUCCAUAGCCUCAACUCCGGCCGAAGGAAAUAGAUUAUCAGAAGUGGAGCGGUCACCCGUUCGCAAGGCUCUUAGUGAAGUGAGGGAUAGCAGCUUCUACACACGUGUCUGCGGCCAAAAGACGCCACUUGCCAUGCUUCAUUUGUCAAAUUCGGAGGAAGGAGGGGGAGAAGAUGAGGUGCCAUUGUCAGUAACAGAGGAUGACAACCAUAAGUUUAAUGGACUGCCCAUCUCAAAGGCCGUCUCUCCAAUCGCUGUCGACACCCUCUCCGUCCUUUCUAGUAUGAAUGGUUUUCUAAUACUACCCAACAACACUGACAAAGUUGGCCACUAUUUCGAGGCGCCUAAUGAGGAGGUGCGCAACACCCUUACAAAACAACCAAGUGCUGGUGUGUAUGAUCUGGCUGGCGGUAGACAUGGCAUUGAUGUUUGUUUCUUUGAUGAGUUUUGGGAUCCCAACUAG